GACAGAAACGGCGGCUCGGUUCGAGGUUAGUUCUGUCCGCGCACGAGUCGAGAUAACCGGAGAAUUCGUCCUGAUAUCGUCACGGGACAAGUCGCGACACGAACGAGUAACGAUGACCUUUCGCUCGUGUCGGGUGGUGGCACGGUGAGAAUCAACCGGUAACCGAGUUUCCACUGGAAAGUCCAGAUAAAACGAACUACGACUCGGUGGUGAAGAAGCGUAUGCUGUAUCUGUGAGUAGAGGAGUUAGACGAAGGAAGAGAGAGAGAGAGAGAGAAAGAGAGAAAACGACGGUGGACCCGGCUUCGUCGAGUGGUAGGUCGAAGCGAAAGAGCUAGUGUCCAUUGUGCGAGUCAACGGUGUACUUCGACCAGCGCCAUCGUCACUCGCUACCAUCGACAUGGAAGAUACAGAAGCGGAAUAGUGUCGUUGAGAUGCUGUGAAGUAGUCCCGAGACAUGAAGAGAGCGCGACCGUGGGCCGUGUGGGUUUCUCUGAGUCGGAACCGGCGAUAGCAGAGCCUCGAUCAAAAUGAGUAUUCUGAACACGGAUUCGGAAAACCGCGUGAUCCUGAACGUGGGCGGUAUCCGGCACGAGACGUACAAGGCGACUCUGAAGAAGAUCCCCGCGACCAGGCUGUCAAAGUUGACCGAGGCUCUCGGUAACUACGACCCGAUCCUCAACGAAUACUUCUUCGACAGGCAUCCGGGGGUCUUCGCCCAAGUGCUCAAUUACUAUCGCACAGGGAAGCUCCACUAUCCGACAGAUGUGUGCGGACCGUUGUUCGAGGAGGAACUCGACUUCUGGGGACUCGACUCCAAUCAGGUGGAACCAUGUUGUUGGAUGACAUAUACCCAGCAUCGGGACACGCAGGAAACGCUGACAGUCCUCGACAGGUUGGACCUCGAUACCGAGAAGCCGACGGACGAGGAACUGGCAAGGAAGUUUGGUUUCGAGGAGGCAUAUUACGAGGGCACUCUCACGUGGUGGCAAAAGCUCAAGCCCCAGAUGUGGUCGCUGUUCGAUGAACCCUACUCCUCGCUGGCAGCCAAGGUGAUCAGCAUAGUCUCGGUCCUGUUCAUCUGCAUCUCGAUCUUGUCGUUCUGCCUGAAGACGCAUCCGGACAUGCGCGUGCCGGUGAUCGUGAACCGAUCGGUGAACACGGGGAACGGCAGCUCCUGGGCGGUGGAUAAAACGCAUACGAACGCUCACGACUUCUUUUUCUACAUCGAGUGCGUGUGCAACGCCUGGUUUACUCUCGAGUUUCUAAUACGGAUUACCGCGAGCCCGAACCGGUGCGUGUUCAUCAAGAGCUCGGUCAACGUGAUCGACAUGGUAGCUACCGUCAGUUUCUACAUCGACCUGGGGCUACAGCGUUUCGCCUCGCAUCUGGAGAACGCCGAUAUACUCGAGUUCUUGAGCAUCAUACGUAUCAUGAGACUGUUCAAGCUAACCCGUCAUUCGUCCGGCCUGAAGAUUCUCAUCCAGACGUUCCGCGCAUCCGCCAAAGAAUUGACCUUGUUGGUCUUCUUCUUGGUCCUUGGCAUCGUGAUCUUCGCCAGUCUGGUCUAUUACGCGGAACGUACCCAGUACAAUCCGAAGAAUGAUUUCAAGAGCAUACCAUUGGGAUUGUGGUGGGCUCUGGUCACGAUGACCACCGUCGGUUACGGAGACAUGGUGCCGAAAACCUACAUAGGGAUGUUCGUCGGCGCGCUGUGCGCCCUUGCCGGUGUCCUCACGAUCGCCCUGCCGGUGCCCGUGAUCGUCAGCAACUUUGCGAUGUAUUACAGUCACACGCAGGCGCGAGCCAAGCUACCGAAGAAGAGACGCCGUGUAAUUCCGGUCGAACAGCCGAGAGUACGGACUCUGGGUGCGCCGUUGGGAGCGGCCGGGGUUGCUGGCACUAUGGGGCCACCGGGAUGCACCCAACAGCACAUGCAGUCGGGUGGACCUACAUCGGGAUCCGGUGCUCUAGCCCCUGGCCUUGGACAGACGCCCGGGGUCGGCUGCACUGGCGGCAUGGGACCUCAGAACAGACGGAUGAACGCUAUCAAGACCAAUCAUCCCAAGGAUGUUUCGUUCGCCACUAAAACAGUGGGUUCCAGAGGAGGACCGGAGGAACUCUAACCUGCGGACCAACGGGACCAAGACAGCCGGAGGUUUGGGUUAAAGCUGAAACCAACGCUACUCUCCACCACUGCCGAGGCGCACUCAACCGGGGCGUCGGGACGACCUACCGAGCCGAACGGGAAAAACGGUGAGGGAGAGAAAGAGAGCCGGGGACGGAGGGGAAAGAUUGCCGGAGGAACGAGCUCAAGACGGGUAUCAAGAUUGCAUGGUCUAUAAGGGAAUAUUAGAUCGCUGCGGGUGAAACGUCGGAUUUUUGCCGCAACCACUUGCGACGCCUUUCACUGCGACCAUGCGUGGAUUAUUACAGCUGUCCUGGCUUCUUUUCGUUUCUGUUCGUUCCAGCACACGUAUGCGUAUGUACGUAUGUAUCAGCAUACGUGUGUAGCAGGGGUUGGGAGAAAUUUUGGCUGUGAAAUUCUGGCUUGUUGGUGGCUUACAGGCAAUCAUCGGGAUCUUAGUGGAUGAUAAAUCUUUCGAAAUUCGGUGAACGAGAGUUGCGCUCGAAAGGUUAGCAGGAGAAUGUAAAACUGAAAGUGUCCUAUUCUUCUUUAUUCGAGUUUUAUUAGAGCUUGAGGUCUGGUGAAUUUUUUGGUAAUGUUUAUGGUAGGAGAUUUUCAAUUUUAUAGAUUUAUAGAUACAUUCGUAUAAAACAGGUAUAUUUAUCACGUUAUAUUUCUUGUAUGUAACUUAUAAUUUAUUACGAUGUAUUUAAAUACAUAUUUUAUUUAUAUAUUUUUAUACUAUUUUACCAUUAAUUACAGAUAUAAUAUAUAUAACUUAAAACGUGUACAGCACGAGAGAAUAUGUUUGGCUAAUGCGUUGGAAAGAGGAAUUUUUGAAAUUUCCAGAGAUAUUUUCUCGAGGUAGGAACAGUCGUUGGGUAGAAGAGAAUAUUUCUGGCAAAUAUACCAAGCUGCUUGUUUUCUUCUUCUUCAAAAGCUUUGUAAGUUCGUACGAAGCUCGAAAUGACUAGAUAAGUAAAUAAUCUCUGUGUUUUUAUAAACGUAGACACGCGUUAUAUAUAAUACACGAUGGAAGAGAAGAAAACGCGAACUUUGUUGAUAUAAUACAAUCGAAUUAGAAGAUGGUAAAUUUCAUUUCGUCCUAUUUUAUUUCCGCUAAGUGAAAUUUAUGAAACAUUAACGAUCUGUUUAGUAUGCAUAAUACGUAUCGUGGUUAAAACACAAACGCGGGGAUGUUACAUGAAAUUAUACAAACAUUAUACGUUUCAAUUUUGUAACAAAUAUUUCAUGAAGUAUAUCGAAUUAACAUAGGACCAGUACUACUAAUAAAUGAGCCACUCUGAAGCGUAAACUGGCUAACUAUACCAUCUGAAAAUAACUUAAUUGUACCACGAGAAUAUAUAAUUACUGUUUGACUUUUCGAACCAGAACUGACCGCGACAUAAUUUGGCUUCUAUGCAUCUGCGAUAAGGAACGUAUCAGCCUUAAGUAUCAGCCGAAUUAACGUUUUACCUACAGCAUAUGCAAUCUUACGUCUUAAUUGCGAAUCGUUUCUAAUUACGUUUAACGUAAAAACAAGCAGCGUACGGUUUUCGAAUCGUAAAAUCGAAAUGCUCGUGAAAUUGCCAAGAACGAGGUACUUGCGUUGAAAGCGAUAAUGAAGGGCGUUCCAAAGCCUUAAAGCCGAACGCCAAAAACAGUGAGCAGCUUGGCCACCGGAAGUGGAGUCACGUUUUAAAUCAAAAGCUGCUAGAGGCAGCAAUUAAUUGGAGCUUUUAAUUAAAUCACGUCCGCAGCAACCUGCUAACCUUUCGGAAAGCAACAAAAACGAGGAAAAGAAGCGAGGGAGGCGAGAAAAGUAGAGGAGAAAAACUUCACGACCAAAUAAGAAGACAGCGGAGCGCCUUAAUAAACGAGGGUGGAGCGCGUGCGCGCACCAAACAUCCGACAUUUUACCUGCACCGAUCUAACGUUAUUCAGGGACUUCUCGCGAUACAUCAAUUCAGCUAAUGUAUCUUUUUCACUUUCUUCGAUCGUUUGCUCGAGCGAUCGAUCUCUCCUCUCCUCUCCAAUUUCUCCUGUCCGUUCUUUAUUCUCGCCACAACGUCUUCACCUCCCUCCAUUCUAGUAAACACGGAUCAUUCGCUCGUAUCAUUCAGAAAACACCGAGAACGCGCCUGGAUCGGUAAAAGAUCGCGCGUUGAUUCUGCUAAAUGUUUAAAUGAGAUUGAAAUGAAAGAAAGAUAGAAAGGAGAGUGGGGAGAAGCAAGGAAAAGGAAGUGGAUAAAGCGAAUGAGAUAAAAAUAAGAGAAAGGAGGGUAGAAGGUGUACACGGGAUGAAUGCGCAGGGCAGUGUUGGGUGAACGAAUGUUUGUUACUAGAAUGAAAAGGAAAAUGAAACCCGCUACUUGCAUGUUAUUCGCUUUGUUUCAAACUAUCCAAGCUAUCCAAGCGUUUUCGAUCAUUUCGCAAAGAAGUUUUGUAUUCGUCUUUACGUGCUAUAAAUAUUCUUUUCGACGGAGCAAUGUUAUUUCUUUUAUCCGAAAAAUUUAGAAGGACGAAUGCAAAAGACGUUGACUAAAUUCAUUUUAUAUGUUAUCCGAAAUAAUCGAAGCCCAACACUGGCGCAACAACUCGUUUGAAACGACGAGGAAUAUUCGUUGAUCGUCAAGCGGAAGUCGAGUGAAAGGCUCGUGUUGGUCAAAGUCGAAUAAUUUAUAAACCGGAGAGCACAGCUUCGCUGCCAAAAAUUCCUGAAAGUAUCUGGUAAAUGCUGCAGCAGCCGCGUAAUGAGACUGGCAGCGUCUCGAGGAGUUUAAAUAUUUGCGUACGGAACGUUCGUAGGAAUUUUUGUCAGGAUUCGACGUCGUACCAAGAAGAUCCCUCCUCCCCUUAAACGGAUUCGACUUUCCAUCUAUGAACCGUCGUCGAAAGCGAAUAAAAGGCCGCUCUUAAUUUCUCGAGAUUGCCGCUUUAAAUAUCGAUGAGUGAACAAUUUGCGUUUCUCAUUUCCACCUUUCAUCUGGAAACUUUCCUUUCCAAACGAUAUAAGGAACGAAACGAGAUAGCGAAUAAAACCUCAAUGUGGAAAAUCCUUGGAGAAAUUUCGGUGUUCUUCUGCCUUUCGCUGCACGAAAAGCAUAACAUAUUUAUUUCCCGCCAUCCUAAUAACAUCUCCGUUAACAAUCAUCGAUCGAUAAUUAAUCGAAAGAAAAUACUCAUCUCGCGAUACUUAUUGUUAGUAGCUGGUAAAAUCCGAGCGUCGAGGUCGAUAUUAGUCGAUGCCCUAAUUGAGAGGACCAAAUGUACACACGUGUCGCAUAAAACGUUGAUUGUUAACAAAUUUUGAUAUACCAUAAUUUUACCCCUAGUAGAGUGUAACGUAGUGAGUAAAAUAUUUAAUGGGCUGCCAUUUGCCUCGAUUGCCAUCUGAUCCUCUCAAUUGGUUCGAAGAUUAAUCGGAUAAUCGUGAAUAUUUGCUUCUAACUCUUGUAAUGAUUUAACAAGGCUGCGUUAACUAGCGAUGCAUAAUUUUCCAAACUAAAUGCAUAAAACGUUCGAACUCUGAGAAAGCUAAUAAAAGUCUGGUGAUACUCGCUUAACGCUAAGUGUAUACCACCGAUCGGAAAUGAAGCAAGUAAAGGCCGAGCGUCGAUUAAAGUCAAUUGCAAUAAAAUUCGCUACGCUUGUUCGCGGUCGCUAAAUAUUAAGCGACGCUGUACUCAGCGGAUGAGUGGCGAACCGAACAGGUUAAACGAAUGAAAUUUAUUUCCUAUCGAGACUACGAUGGCCAAGCUUUUUGUAUAUACGCUUCGUGCAUAUACCGCGUGCCGUUAAUGUUGAAGUAAGUUUGUUGAUAAUGAGAAAACGACGAUGCAACGAAAAGUUGAACAUUUCUCCGGAUUUUCCUUAAAACGUAAGAUUAACAAGAAACGAUUAUACGGAACUACUACGGUAUUAAUAUAGCGUAUGUAAUAACAUAAAAAUAUCUUUUCGGAGAUGAAAUGCUGAUAAAAUUCGAGCAACUCGAGGACGAGGGAUCUUUGAUGUACACGCGCGUAUACACACAGUCAAGCCUCGAAACUGAACACUCAUAUACGUCCAAGUACGUGUAAAUAUUCGGAUCAAUCGCGAUCCAAAUACGAAAACCACACAGGCUGUUCUAUACUCCUUUGUUUCUAUUUUCGGCUGUUUUCUGCGUAAACGAUUCUUCGUUUCUUCUUUGUUCUUUGACGAUACGUAUAUAUUUGCUCGCUACGACAGAUAAAAUUUAAAUUCAGAUUUUUACAAAAUAUGGGAUCAAUGCCAGUUUAAAGUAUCUUUUCUUGUAGUUAUAUAUUUCGGAAUAUAUUCUUACGCGUUUAUUUUUGGAUCGUAUAGAGAGAAAGCAGCCUUCGUCAUUUAACGCUUAAGAAGCUCUAAAGUUGUGAAUCGUCAUAUCGACGCGAUAUUAUUAUCUUUAGGAGCAGUAUUCUAUCUGAAACCAGUGAUGUCGUUUCCGCGUUACGUACAACAAACCUUCCCUCUUCGUGUCUACUUCUGACACGUUUAAAAAAGAAGCUGACUAUUUUAUAAAAGAAAAAAAAAGAAAACAUUGCGAGUAAAGAAGUUGGACGAGUCGUAUGCACUUUAAAUUAAUCGAACGAAACUAAAACUCUAAGGAAUCGUUGAGAUAAAAUAAAUUAUAUUCUUUACAAUGUUUUCAUAACGCGUUCUUAAUCGUAAAACUGUUACUUUAAGAUUUUGGAAUAUUUACAGUACUUCGAACGAAUAUUUGAACGUUGAUGAAUAAAAUGGAACUGAACAAUGUAACAUGCUCAAAAAUUGACUUAAGUACGAUAUACAAGGUAACGGUAUACUAAUUUCUAUAAGAUAAUUCGAAAUUAACUUCUCUCUUGGACACGGAAUAUCGUUGAUUUCUCAAAAUUAUCGGUCUACAGCGUAGACUUUAUUUCGUCGUUAAUACAGAGAAAUUUGUACAAUCGACUCAGUGCCGUCCAUCAAGCUACUGUAUUUACGUAUAUACGUUGUGUAUGUCUUUUAUAUAUAAAAAAAAAAAUCGUUGUAACAGGUAAAAAGAUAAAAAGCUAAGAAAUGUAAAAAGAAAUUCUGAUGUUUCAUGAUAACGUUGUCAUUCUUGAUGGACGUUUAGCUGUCAUAAUUUUAGGAUUAAUAAAAGGCUUUGGAUGGAAACGUUGCUCAAAUGAUAAUAAUUCGAUACGGUUUUUUAAUUACUUUCAAUAAUUCUACAUGUGUUUUAUGAUAUUUUCAUGUCUUUCUUUGAUUUACUGUGAUAUCGUAUACCACGAUCGAAUACAAAAAUGAUAUAUAUAAAAUUCCUACCUUUAACGCGCCUAUCGACUCGACUUUUAACGUAACAAUUCUCCGUUCUGUACUUUGACCAAAUAAUAUGAAUUUUUAUAAUGAUUUCAUUAUUCGAGAAACACACGAUCCUAGAUACGAAAAAUCAGAAAAGAAAGAAACGUUAACAAACAUUACGCACCAUGCUAACAAGAAAACAAGAAGAAAGUAUACACGAAAUCUAAUGGAAAUACGUCAACAUGUAAAGAAGCGACUUAGGGAUACGAUAAUCUGGUCGCGAUGUUGUUAAAAAUAAUUUUCUAAGCAAUAUAUGUAUACAUGUGACAAUAAUUUACUCUUAAAAACGGUUAUUAAAUCAACGGUUUUCUAAAAAGUAAUCGGUAGAAAUGAAAUAAGGACAUUAAAUGAACGUAAAGUUAAUUAGAAUAAUUCGUAAAGAACAAUUGUCGAACUCUCAAGGGAGAACGAAAGGGUAUGCCGGUCGCACCGAUGAAUAAAACUAAGCCAUCCGACGUGUAUUAACGCGAGACGAUAUCACUGGUGACAGAGGUUCCCUGGAAGAACGAAAACAUCGUGUUGCAGCGUUCGAGGCGCGUUCGAGGAACGAUAAAGUUGAAUUGCGGUCGAGUCUCGACAAUUUCGACGCACUUAUCGCACAAGUACACCCCCACACAUGCAUAGAACACACGCUCGUCCACCUGUGACACAUAGCUGUACACGUACAAACGCAAAUAUUCACCGACAGUUCAUAAGUACUUAACCAUGCUGAAAAAAUUACAGCGAGACAAUACAAACCGUAUUGUAUGAUACACGUAAUACAGGGUGAUUCUAAACGAAAAUGAAGGGACGAAUUGAAAGGCAAAGGGGAUGAAAAUAGACGACGAAUGUCCGCUUGUUGUCUACGUAUAGAUCAAUAUCGACGAACAGAAGGGAGAACUAAGAUUUUUGACCUCUUAUCUAUUAUCGUUUCUUAAUCGAAAUUAAUAAACGUAUAAUGCGAUUGUCAGGCAAUACGAUUAUAUAUUUUUAGAAUUAUAUUUUCUGUUUUCUCGGACAAAUACAGAAAAAAAAUUUUCCUUUCUAAUGUUUUCUAUUCCUACGUCGAUAUUGGUUUGUAGACACUGCGAGAGAUGGGCAUUUCUCGUCCAUUUUUGUACCCCGUGGCCGUAAUAUUUAUUACAUUUUUAAUAUAAAAGCAUUUUAAGACGGUACUUGAUCAACGUAUGCUUUGUUAAAAUAUAGUGGAUAAUCGUGUCAUUUCAUUAUCAUGCGCACAUCGCUAUAAUAUGUAUGCUUGGCAAAAGACAUUUUUUUACUUGCUAGAAUGAUAUCGCUCGUUGUACAUUCUUUCCACGAUAACGUACCCGUUUAUUCAUUUAGAUAUAACGUUUAAACAAAAGAGAAAAAAGAAAAAAAGCAAAAAAUACCAGACUCGAAAGCUACCAAAGAAACGUAGAAAAUGUUGAAUCCAGCAGAGCAAAAGUGAUCUACAAGCCACCUAUUCAAAAUUGAAAACGAGAAGAAAGAGUUUUCUAGUUUUCAAUGCUUCGAACGAACAUUGUAUACGAAACUUCCGUCGCUAAAUUUCAAAGCAUUGUUAUCUUCGGAACGACACAUUCAAUUACUACGAAAAAAGAAAAAAAAAGGAAAAGGAAGGGAAUAAAAGAAGGGAAAAAACACGGAACACCUAAAGCAGCAUUGAUCCAAGUAUCCUCGCGUCGCGUUUCUCAUCUUCCUCGAAGAAAACCUUCCGCGUGCCUGCGACGUGUACGUCGCGGUGCAAGUGUUUGGACAAAUAGUUGUGAACUUACCCGAGUAAAGAUGCAGAAGCAAAACGACUGAAAGAAACAAAAGGAUAAAGAAAUACAAUCAGGGAAAAAUAGGGGGAAAAAGAAAAUAAACGAGAAAACAAACACUAACAAAAAAUACAACACGACAAGAACACAUGACCAGGUUCACUUAGAGAAAACAGAAGUUCGACGCGAGAGAUCGAACACUCGUUUUUCCAGAGACACCAGCAGCAUGUAUAUUCAUGUACAUGACCAGCAUCAUGUAUGAAACGUAUUCGUACGUGACACGCACACGAUACGCACCCUGAAUACCGCCGGGACCAAUCGAACCACCCCCUGUACAACCCCACGCUGCAAAAUCCGUCUGAUCCUCAAAUUGCGUUUAAAGAAAAAUUACACCGUCGUCUAGACUACGGAAGACGGAAGUGUAAGAAAGCGCCAUUUGUAUUUACGAUUCUGUGUACACGCGUUUGCACGCGACAGAGAAAGGAGAGAGAGAGGAUAAGAGUCGAAACGGCGAUAUAAGCGGGGGAUGGGGGAAUGACAGGGCCAAGUGGAGAACGUGGCAAGCAUAUCAAGCGACCAAUAAUAAGGCGCACUUUGACUCCUUCGUGAACAGGACCAGGUGUUUCCAGGAUUUAUACGAGACUCGUAGGUCAUCGACAAACCAACAGAACAGGACGAACAGAAAACAGCGAACCAGAGAAACGUAUUUGAAAAACAUCUUUGUGAACGUCGGGGAGCGACUUUCAUGCGCAAAGAUGCGUGAAAGAUCAAAGGAAGUCGAAUAUUUGCCCGCGAGCGAAUCGUUCGAGCUGAUUCUGAUGCGAUCAGCGAGGUUUGGUUGGAGAAACUGAAUGUGAAUCGAGUUUCGGGUGAAUCGGAGGUGAAGUUGUUGGGGAGGAGAAAUCGAGCAGAGAGUUGGGAGUUUUGUUUUUGUUGGCACUCCUGGACAGUUUUAUGGUAGUGCCGUAAUUUAGAAGGGGGUUGAAAAUGGUUGGCGAUAAGCCAGAAAAGGGAGGAAAGUGGAAGAUGAAGAAUAACUGCGAUAUCUGCGAGUAUUGAGAAAUUGAAAAUCUAGGGAAUAGAAUAUGGACGUGAUUUUAUGAAUAAUGACUUUUUAAACAAUAACGAAUUUUAAUAAAUAAUGGGUUUAUCGUUCAGAGGAGAUAAUAUAGCGGUCGAUAUAUACGCGUUAAUGGUUGAAGUUAAAUGCAGCGUGACAAGAACGAAACGGGAAACGAAACUUUCGAGUGAAUUUCUGCUUCGAUUUAUUCGACAUUCGUAAGAAUGAUCAGAACGAAAUGAAAUAAUUAUUUAUCGGAUAUCCAACAAAGAAACUAUUGUACAAUGUCUCAAAGUUAUAUGCGAAUACCUAACCGAGAAAAUAAUAUCACUUUACUACUAGGUACUACUGCCAGAACCAAAUAUUAAUCUCAAAUACAAAAUAUUAAAAUGUUAAAAUAAAGUUAAUAUUUAAAAUAUUAAAAUACUAACCUCGUAAACAGGAAGGAACAUUUAUUAAAUGGUAUGGAACACAAAAAGAAAGUAAUCCUACGUUACUACUAACUUUAGAAAGAAAAAUGUAAAUUAUAAUUUUUAAUACGAAACGAUGAAAAUUCGAUUAUCGAGCUCCCACUGUGAUACGAAUCGGUGACGCUAAAAAUUUCGCGGAUAUUCAAUCGUACAUCAUCGGCAACUGGAUAAUUAACAACGUGUCUAGAAACGGGCAGAAUUCUAUCGUACGGACAACAAUUUUUUUUCGUUAAAUCUGCCCCAUGAACCGAAAACGUGAUUAAAUUCAGGCUCGAUUCACUUCAGGAACCGUUUCUACGCGAUUUGUCCGGAAUUUUCCACUCGUUGAUCCGACGUUAAUUAAUUAGUGGCGAAAAUUAAAUGCGAGAGGAGUAAGAAGAUACCGUGACCUACCCAGAUGCAACGUUUUUUGAAGUUGAGGUAAAAUAGAGGAUGUAGUGCAGUGGAAAAAUUAAAAGUCACCUAAGGGUAAAAUUGAUUAUAUCUUACUUUUACGGUAAAACACGAACUUACGCUUGAACCGUAUACUAAAUAUUUAGUAAUAUAUCGAUAAAUAUCGUUUAAAAUAUCAGAACAGUUAUCGCGAAAUUAUUGAUUAAAUUUGUAUAUUUAUGAGUACGACGAUUCGAUCUUCUUUAAAGCACAUCGCCAUUAAACGUCUGCUUUUCAGUAGACUCCUUUAAUUUUAGACACCGCGAACUGGUUUAAUUGAAUAUCGAUAAUUUAGCAGCGGGUUGUUAGCAAUGCUGAAAGUGUUCUUAAAUCAGCAGGUGAAAACACGAUUCGAAUUAGUUGAACCGUAAGUCACUCGAAUAGAAUUUUCUUCGUUAGUUCAAUGCACAUGAAACGACGAUUUCAAGUUUCGAGGUGAGUUUAAGUUACCGCGGAAAACAAGGUGUAUGAUAAAUUUCUUACGCCUUCCUUUUAAUCGUUGCACACUGUCUGCUGCAAAAUACGGUGUACAAGUACAAGGCCUAUAAAUUAAAAAGCUAUCGUUCAUCGUAAAAAUGAUACGCUUCGUUCGAUGAACAACGCAAUUUUUGUUCAAAAAAUGGUACCUCGAUUAAAGAACGUGAAAUUCAUAUAAUUUGUUUUUAAAUCUGAUUGUCAACUUAAAUAUACGUAUAAAAAUUUGCAAGCAAGGCCUACUACCAUUAACACUAAGUAUAGCGUGUAACUGUCCAUAUUUUUGACGGAACAGAAUUGUUCUCGAAAUCUUAUUGUCGCACCUCGUGAACUAAAAGGUUAGUAGGAACUGUUCUAGUCACAGCCGAGCCACGAAUCUAACAAGUGGAACAACAGAGAAUCUGCAACGGUAAAUUACUGCUGCUCGAACGUGAUACACGAACCGCAAAAGAAAUCUUUCAACCGUGUGACACGAAUCACCGGUGAUCAAUCUUAUCUGAAACCUCUAUCUAUCCGAUCCCUUUACGAGUCCUACGUGCGUGGAUUACGCGUUGGCCACUCGAUUCGCCGUGAACAGAUAUAAAACGAUACGUGACCUGUCGCCCGGACAACGUGUACGACAAUCCGCAAAGUAUUCCCGAUCUUAUCUCUCUCCUUACACGCCCCUUGAGAAACACAAAAGCCAUAGAAUAUAGGCUGACGUUCUCUUCGCGCAAACGAGGCUUCGCGAAUCUGAUAUAUUGUUCCGUUGACGGCGAGUAAAUCCGAUCGAGGAUCGGAAAACAGGUUGGACGCCGCGGCAGGAUUUCAAUCGGUUGCCAUCGAGUCGGGUGUAAUUGAUAGAUUUCUAAACGAGGAAAUCGGAGAAACAAAGCGUACGGUAGCGGCACGAAAGGCUCAACCCUCGUGUUAUUAGCCGAGGAUAUGGGGUUGGUUACGGAGAAAUGGAUGGCAGGAGUUUGAGAAGCAGGUUUCGAGAGAAAUGGAAAUUAUGAGCCUCGGCUGGGUUAAGGAGAAGAGAAAGGUAGGAGUUUGGGAUUCGUUAAAGAGGAAUGGGAAGUUGAAGUUUGGAUUAAAGAGAAGUGGAAAAUGGAAGUUUUGGUUGGAUUAAAGAGCAGUGGAAAAUGGAAAGUUUUGGUUGGAUUAAAGAGCAGUGGAAAAUAGAAGUUUGGACUGGAUUAACGGAAAGUUGAAGGUGGAACUAUAGAUUGUUUUAAUGGGAAGUGGAACAUAAAAAUUUGAGUUACGUUGAGUUACGGAAGUGGCAAACUAGAGUUUGGGCUGUAUUAACGAGAAACGGGAACAUUGGAGUUUGGAGUAAACAGAAGUAGACAAUGAAAGUUCGAGCUGCGUGACAGGAUCAUGGAAAAGUAAUUUUAAAUUGUUAAUUUUAUCUUGUUAGUAGAGGUUAGUAAGCUCCCAUUGAAGCGAAUGAUAAAACCAAUCGUUAAUAAUUGCAAUUAAACGGUAAAUUUCCUACAGUUCCAAAAACUCUGAUCUCUAUUCGAUCCUGAUAAAGGUAAUGAUAGGAUAAAGAGAUGGCACGCAUCGAAACGAUUCUAAAAGUGAAAGAAAAAAGUUAUAAUGAGAUCCUGUUCACCGUAAAAUGUCCAGUCAUCGCUACAUUGACGGAAAAGAAACCGGUUCGCGUUGUCAUCCGUUCCAGUAUUUAACCUGGUACGCGUUUAUUCAAGUCCGUUAAAAGGAAACGCAGCUUGAGUUAAACUUUUUUUCUUGAUAGUCGACUAGUGUCCAGGUAUUAUCCAAAGAAAAAGUGCUUCAAAAUGUGCCGCGUGCGAACGAAGAACAGAAUGACGGAAGCAAUGGAAGAGAGUGAAAGAAAAUACGAAGAAAAAGAGGGAAAAGGUCGACGAAAAAAAAUAAAGAAGAACAAAAUGAAAGGAAUUGUACGCGUUUGCGGAUGUGCAGAAAGAAAAUAAAAGAUAUCUCUGCGAACGUAUAUAUGUAGCCGUGGAAACCGCUGUUGCCUGAUAUUAAUAGUGAAUCACAGCGACGGUACGCGUUGGCGAGGAAGAUUUUCCAGGCGAAUUGACGUUUUUCUCUUUAACACCGUUACUAAUUGUCACAGCAAAAUUGUUCAAAGAAAAUUGAAAAGCGAGAAAAUGUAUUAAAGAAGAAACUACAGAUGGAGAGAAAAAAAUGAUCGUCCAGCGACAGAAUUUCACGUAGAGGCGAGUAUCAAUUUGCCGCUUGCGUGAUACUACUUUUGUAUAAAAGUUUGUGAAUUUGAAAUUACCUCUCGACUUCUCGUCCAACGCAAAUUAAAUAUUUGAAAGCCAUAUAAAAAGUAUCUCGAUUUAGCUGAUAUUUAAUGGUACGAAAUUGUUACAAAGUGAAUCAUUAUUUGAGUUUGCGAUUAAAACGCGUUACCAGCAUGAAAUAUCGAACCGGUUGAUUUAUCACGGUAUAUAUAUGUAUAUAUACUGGCAUAUUUAAUCCAUUCAAUCUUAGAAACAGCUCUUAUUACUUCAUUUUCUAACGCGAUAAGUACCAACUGUUAACAAAGCAUUUGUAUUGUAAUAUAUGCAUUGUGUAAAAAGCAGAAUUCAGGACACAGAAAUAAAUUAUUUCUGUAAUACGCUACAGUUACGAUUAUUAUUCAAAUUUAUUUAACGUUGAAUGUUGAACAGAAAUACUCAUAAAGAAUGAAAAUUUAAGAUGUUAAAGAUAAAGUUUUAAGAGAAUAGUUAUAGUUUUUAUGGAAUUUUAAGAAAUAUCAUGAUAUCGAUGAUAAAAGAAAAUUUGAAUAGAAUAACGAUGUUACAUCUAGAAUAAAAUCUGGUUUUAUUACGAUUCUCAUCCAUAGUGUUUUCUUUUUAGAUUAUUUAUUUUAAAUCAAGCGUAAUACGUAAUACAUAAUAUGGCUGAAAGGGCAUAAAAGUUCUGAAUAUCAGAUCGAUCGAUGUAUCGUAAAUAAAAUGUUAAUAUCGAAACAUUUUCACUCGUUGAUGUGUACUUGAUCACGAUCCGCGUAUAAUAAUGUAAGCAAAGGUUUGUCGUGAAAAAAUGUCAGAUACUUUCAAAUGUAUGUCACAAAUUUAAAAAUCAUCUUGAAACUUCUCAUGCGUUUAUUUGUCUUGACGAAUUUGUUUUGUUUUUUAUUUCUUAUAUUUUCUUUGGAAGGAUUCAAACCAAACUUGAGAUAAUAGUCUCAAGAUUUCAUGCACAAUCUAUCUACACAGUACUCUGAAGUAAUGUUCGCCAGAUAAAAUAUCUCGUUGCGUGAAAGAGCAAGAUCAUACUAUUUUCGUAGUUAAACGUAAAAGACGAUAUCUGAAAUUCUAUUUUUCUGUUAUCUAAGGUUCGUUCUCAUAUUCGCAGUCUUCGCACUAAAAGUCGCUGUAGCCAUAAAACAACAGAACAUUGUGUUAAAUGUGUAAUAAAUACAUAAAUAUCGAACGCUUAAAUCUACUACAUCUGUUUCUCAAAAAGGUUACACUUUAUUAAAAUCAAUGAACGAAUAAACAGAAAUGUACGAUGUAAAUACUGAACACGCAUACGUGCAUCCAGUCGUGCGACUAAAUAUGGAUAGUAAACAAAUUCUAAUGAAGCCUAUUCGAUAAAUAUAACAGAGACCAAGGAACUAGAAAACAAAUACGAUUACAAGGCAAACGUUCGUUUAAUAAACAUACCAAACGGCGAACAUUUAUCGAACAAACACACCACACUUCGAGUAGCUAUUCGACGAAUCAAUCGCAGUAUCGAACGUAUACAAUGUUUAAACAAAUUUAAUGGAAGAUAAACAUCCAUCGAACGAGCCUGUAACGUAGCUUCGAAAGAUUACAAAUCAGUAUACCGAAUAGUUGGUCGUUCAAAGCGCUAAACGAUUCAAUUGUCAUCGCAUUAAAUCAAUAUCUCGAAGGAUAAUUUGAAAAACGGAAAGAAAAAAAAAAGACACGAAACAUCCAUUGAACGAAGCAAAAUUAAAAAAUCAGCUCACUGAUCAAAGUUUAUAGUUGCGACUACAAAGCGAUUCAAUCCCUCUACCUCCAUGAAUCGAUAUCAGAAAGGAUAAUCCACGAAAUGGAAGUACAGAAAGCACGAAAUAUCACGACGGAUAAACUAGAAUAAAACGAAGAUAAAGAUAGCACAUCGUAACAAGAAACAAUUCGCCGAUUCUUCUAAAUAGUAUACAUAUCAUGACGCUUUAAAAUAACUCAAGUACUUACUCUCUCAAAGAAAAAAAAAAAAAAAAAAAGAAAAUAAAAAAGAAGAAAGUGACGGGAGAGCUUUUUUUCUUUUUGUUUCAUUAAGCCAGACUUCGAAGGAUCGAUCCAAGUUCCCGAUAAGAGUAACCCAUGAUAUAAUAAAAAAAAAAGGGAAAAAAGAAAGGAAGGAGGAAAAAAAGGGGAGAGGGGAAAAAAGGAGAAAGAAAUGUACAGGAAAACCUUACUACGAGUUAGCACAGUACGGUAUCAGGGGAGCGACAUGUGCUGUAUCCAAGGACUCUGUACAAAGAAGCAUACACAAACAGACACGCAUACACACACAUAUCUAAAUCAUACUCACACGCACAGACCUAUGCACACACGUUCGUUGACCACCGCCCUUUUACACGUUUUAUCGGUCUUUUUGACUUUGUAGAUAGUGGUACGACUUUUCUUACACAUGCCAGGCGACGUCGACGACCUCCGGCCUCCGGAAUACAGUUUUUGUCUAUCGGACACCGGAAGUCAUCGUCGUUCGAUCACGAUUAUUGCUAAUCUCGUUAUUAUUAUUACUUAUCAUUACGGUUAUAUACAUUUAAAGAAAAAGAAAAAAAAAAGGAAGAAAAGGAAAGAACGGAGACGUUGAAAAAAGGUGAUAGAGGACUAAAUCGAGGAACAUACAUAGAUACACGACGAUGAUGAGGAGCUCGUAACGUCACGCCGUGUUCUGGUCGGAGCAUCGUUUCUUUCGAAAUUCCGGCGUGACGUCACCUUCAUUAUUGUAUUUAAUAGCAUUAUAAUUUAUUCUUGUAAUAUCAUUAUCGUUAUCGCUGCGAUUCCCGUGAUCAUCGUCGGCCACUUCCAACUUCUCAGUUCCAACAGGGUGGAAACGCAUUUCUCUCCCGGCGUUUAGAAACACGAGGAUCGAUGAAAUAAUAAAUUACUUGAGAGAAACGUAAUACAAAUGGGGGUAUUUCCGCGAAGAAACGGACCCGAGGGAGGGUAGACUCAAGUUGCGUUUGCGAUUUGGACUGUGGCGUGAUGUGGCCGACGAUCGUGACGCGUGAUCGAGAGAGUGAGAGAGAGAGCGAAAGAGAAAAAGAGCGAGAGGGAGAGAGCAAGAGAGAGAGAGAGAGAGAGAGAGAGAAUAGAGGCGAAAAUGAAAACAAAUUGAGAAAAUGAAAAAGCGAAUUAUAUAUCUAUUAUUGUAUCGAGAGUUGUGCGCUGCGUUUGCGAUUUAAGCUAGUUCGUUUGUAAAUAAAGACUAUUUAACUCUUUGA
Molecule: messenger RNA, 17094 nt
Organism: Bombus terrestris (buff-tailed bumblebee)
Lineage: Eukaryota; Metazoa; Arthropoda; Insecta; Hymenoptera; Apidae
Gene: Shaw
Product: potassium voltage-gated channel protein Shaw
Exons: 5
Coding region: 530-2125 (531 amino acids)
Biological process (GO): protein homooligomerization; potassium ion transmembrane transport
Cellular component (GO): axon; dendrite membrane; neuronal cell body membrane
Molecular function (GO): delayed rectifier potassium channel activity; protein binding
Source: RefSeq, a predicted model, not a curated record